Molecule: messenger RNA, 5427 nt
Organism: Amblyraja radiata (thorny skate)
Lineage: Eukaryota; Metazoa; Chordata; Chondrichthyes; Rajiformes; Rajidae
Gene: sema6d
Product: semaphorin 6D
Exons: 21
Coding region: 306-3509 (1067 amino acids)
Biological process (GO): axon guidance; semaphorin-plexin signaling pathway; neural crest cell migration
Cellular component (GO): plasma membrane
Molecular function (GO): chemorepellent activity; semaphorin receptor binding
Source: RefSeq, a predicted model, not a curated record
CCAGACUGGAGCUUCACUGUUUGAGCUUGUGUGAACUUGAACUUUGUGAACAUCAGAGCCAGUCUAUUCAGCCAACUUCCACUGACGAGGUGGUGCCAGGAGUAUUUUUUGCCAGGAGGUGAACAUCCAGAGUGCUCAGCUACUAAAGCAAAGCUCCACUGACAGGACAGCAUUCUGUUGAAGCUCCACAACGCUCCAACAGUAAGACAUCCUCAUCGAGCGAUUAUUCCCGGGCAGAUCUCCACUUACCACCUGAAACGGUAGUUUCCAUUUUGCGUAGGAAUUCUCUUGUGACAAGCGUAAAGAUGUCCGUGAAUGGUUGCUGCUUCGUGGUGGCCGCCAUCCUACUGACGCUACAUCCGGCAGCAGCCGUCAGCUUCCCUGAAGAUGACAAGCCCGUCAACACCAUCGAGUUCCACUUUUCGAGACAACACCCAUUGUUUAGAGGUCGAGUCUUGGCGAAUGAAUCUGUCCAUCGACUGGAUUACCAGCUUAUGUUGAAAAUUGAGAACAUGCUUUACAUUGCUGGCAGGGACCAAGUCUAUGCUAUUAACUUAAACGACCCCCCAAGAAGUGAAAUCACUUCUAACCAGAAACUAACCUGGAAGUCAAGACAGCAAGACAGGAGUAACUGCGCCAUGAAAGGCAAGCAUAAAGAAGAAUGCCAUAACUUCAUCAAAGUGUUUGUGCCCAAAACUGAUGAGACUGUUUUUGUCUGUGGAACAAAUGCUUUUAACCCCGUAUGCAGAUAUUAUCGGUUGGAUACGUUGGAUCAUAAUGGCGAAGAAGUCAGUGGUUUGGCACGAUGCCCGUUUGAUGCCAAGCAAACCAACGUUGCCCUCUUUGCUGACAACAAGUUGUACUCAGCAACAGUUGCAGAUUUCCUAGCCAGCGAUGCAGUCAUCUAUCGCAGCAUGGGCGAUGGCUCAGCUCUGCGAACGAUAAAAUAUGACUCAAAAUGGAUCAAAGAGCCACACUUCCUACAUGCUGUUGAAUAUGGAAAUUAUAUCUAUUUCUUCUUUAGAGAAAUAGCUGUUGAACACAACAACCUUGGAAAGGCUGUUUAUUCUCGUGUGGCGAGAAUUUGUAAGAAUGAUGUGGGAGGAUCGCAGAGGGUGCUGGAAAAACACUGGACGUCGUUCCUAAAAGCCCGAUUAAACUGCUCCGUUCCCGGAGAUUCGUUCUUCUACUUUGACGUGUUGCAGUCUGUCACGGACAUUAUCCAAAUCAAUGGGUACCCGACGGUUAUUGGUGUAUUUACAACGCAACUUAACAGUAUCCCUGGCUCAGCGGUGUGUGCCUUUAAUAUGGAUGACAUCGAAAAAUCAUUCAAGGGCAGGUUUAAGGAGCAAAAGACCCCUGACUCUGUGUGGACUGCAGUUCCAGAAGACAGGAUACCAAAGCCAAGGCCUGGUUGCUGUGCGGGACAUUCACCGGCAGAAUCUUACAAAACCUCCAUCGAUUUCCCCGAUGAAACGCUCUCCUUCAUCAAAUCCCACCCCCUGAUGGACUCUGCCGUCCCCUCACUCAUCGAGGAGCCCUGGUUCACCAAGACACGUGUCAGGUACCGGCUGACUGUCAUUGCCAUCGACAACACCGCCGGCCCGCAUCAGAACUACACCAUCAUCUUCAUUGGUUCGGAAGCGGGCAUCCUGCUCAAGGUGCUGACCAAAACCAGUACCAGCUCCCUCAACGACAGCGUACUCCUGGAGGAAAUGGAUGUCUUUAACCCAUUAAAGUGUAGUUCUACGAAUGAAGAUGACAGGAAGGUGCUGGGGCUGCAGCUUGAUAAAGAUCACCAUGCCUUGUUCGUGGCAUUCUCCAGCUGUGUUAUUCGUGUUCCUCUCAGUCACUGCGAACAUCACGGCACGUGCAAAAAAGCUUGCAUCAGUUCAAGAGAUCCCUACUGUGCGUGGCUGGAUAAUAAAUCCUGUGGAGUUGUGAAGCCUGGCGUUCACACUGGGUUUGAACAAGAUGUGGAAUCUGGCAGGACAGCGCAUCUCGGAGAAUGUCACGAGAUCCCAGUCGCUACACCAGAUUACAAACCAUUUGGCGACCCGACAGCUGAAACGGAUGUCCCAGCAGCAUCUGCUUCCACUGCUCCAACUGACCCGAUAGUAUCUCCAAAUGUGAUUGCACUGCAAGAUGAUGAGGAGACUUUUGAUUAUUUUGAAACAUUAUCCGCUGUCCCCAAUGGUGUGAGAUGGGAUGUGCAGGCCGGAGACGCGAAUCAAAUGGUUCACAUGAACGUGCUGAUCACCUGCGUCCUGGCUGCCUUUGUCCUGGGAGCCUUCAUUUCCGGCCUGGCUGUGUACUGCCACCGUGACACCUACCUGCGCAAGGCGAGGAAGAUGAACAAGGACGCCGAGUCGGCGCAAUCGUGCACCGACUCCAGCGGCAGCUUCACUAAAUUCAACGGGCUCUUCGACAGUCCCGUCAAGGAGUACCCGCACAGCAUCGACACCCCGAAGCUGUACACCAACCUGCUGUCCAACGGCAAGGAGUUGCCGCCCAGCGGCGACCCAAAGACCAUGAUCGUGGAUAGCCACGGGCAGCCGCCCGAGCUGGCGGCCUUGCCCACGCCAGAGUCCACGCCCGAACUCCACCAGAAAGGCAUUCAGCCCAUCAAGAACCAGUGGGAAAAAGCCCAGAACAACAUUAACGCAGCCAGGAAGGAAUCGCCUCUGAAGAGCCCCCAAAUCAUCCCAUCGAGUCCCACGCCCCACUCGCCCAUCAACCACAACGGCCAGAUACCCAGUGCCAUGGUACUUCCCAAUGCCACCCAUGCCUACAACAUGUCCUUCUCAAAUUCCAAUGCCCACAAGGCAGAAAGGAAGGUGCAGAACAUAGAAAUGUCCAUCCCAAGCCAUUCUGGGAAGAAGGAACAGCAACGAGCCGUUGAGGCAAGGAACACAUUGAAUGACCUUCUGAAACAUCUCAACGAAGGUGGUACCAACUCGAAAGCCAUCUUGGGGGACAUACCUAUGACUCGUCAAAAUUUAAUGCUGGGUCCAAUGUCCAAACUAGUAGAGGUCCCGCCCAAAGUCCCAAACCGGGAGGCUUCACUCUAUUCGCCUUCCUCGACUCUUCCGAGACAUAGCCCCACCAAGCGGGUAGAUGUUCCGUCAACCUCCAACAUCCAACUGUCGAGUUUAGAGAGAGAGAGGGAUCGGGGCUAUCCCAGAAAUUCGUCGCAGAGGCACUCCAUAUCGGUGCUCCCCAAAAAUGUUAUCAGCUCGUUGAACGGAGCCAUGUUGUCACGGCACCCCAGUUUUAACCGGGGGGGCUAUUUCCCCCCGGCGCCGCCCAUGAGGAUGGAUUCUGUGCACGGGACUCCGCUAGUUAUUCAGCCCACCUCACUGUCCCGCCAGAGCAGCUACUCAAGCAGUGGCACUCUGCCCAGGUCGGGAAUAAAGAGAACGCCCUCCAUAAAACCAGACGUGCCACCAAAACCAUCCUUUGGCCAGCCCACGUCCCCAGUCACAACACUGCAGAAGUACACUUACUAACAGGGCGAGCGGCCUAAAGCUAUUUCUGUUUCUUAGCUAAUGUGAUGGUGGAGGACAUUUGAGAUCAGCGUUGCUUUGAAACUACCAGUGAUAAUGCUCGGAUGGACAUGGACAACAUGUGGCCAAAUUUCCUCACUCUGUGUCUGCACUCGGGGCGAAGGCGCAGUGACCUUCUGCCGGGGCGAAGAAGAUGCCAGGUAACGUCACGCAAUACUGUUACAAGUCGGAGACCUUGGAGCAAGGGUUUACCCUGCGAUCUCUGCAUCAAACUAGAAGGAAAUACUUGAACAACGUACGGCUCCAUUUUCACUGCUGUUGACAUUGACUCCCCAUCUAAUGUGAAUGGUAUUAAUGACAUUUAAUGCAUUUGUCUUGUUGCUUGCACAAAUGUUUAAUGACUUUUCUCAUGAAACUUCUGAUUUCAACAGAUGUGCUUUUUUGGUUUGACAAACAUGCCACUCUAGCCCCAUUGUAGCAAGGACAAGUACUUGGUGGCAUUCCCGAUUAGCGAAUGUCCCGAUUAGCGCUGUGUGGCCCACACAGACGGAGGAUGCACUUAAUGGUUCCUGUGGCAGCUGUUGUUGUGUCGUGUUGCCCGGUGUACUGAACGCAACCAACGCAGCCCAAUCCUGUCCCAACUGCAACCCUACUCGGACCAUAUCACUGUGUUGAGUGCAGCUACCUGUCUACAGACAUGGACCUCUGGGCGCCAUCCACGUAGCGUACAUCCAAUGUGGCGCCCAUUCCAUACCACGUCUGGACCAUUGUAAAUUCAUACAGUCAGUUUAUCUUUGCAGUCCGUAGACAAGGAGCUGUCCUGCCACAGAGAAGGGCAGGACACAUGUUAACGGAGAGUGCAUUGGCUUUGGUAAGGAGUGUUCAAUGUGUUGGGUAGGGCAACCAGAAGAGUCAUGCAGGUAAUGACAAUGUUCUGUAAAUAGCGUAUUUGUUCACCUGGAUUCUGUGCAGUUUGUGCCUUAUUCAAUAAGCAUUAUUCUCAUCAUCGAUAUUGAAUUCUUGUCACUUGUUCUUGAAAAGAGAAGCUGCUUCCAGUCUGCCAGUUGUAUUUUUUUUUUUCCAUUGUUUUUUUGUACAAAAUGAAACAGAUCAAACCACGGCCUGAAAACGUAAAGGCUAUUUGCAGCCAAUCGAUACGCGGGGUAAGAAACGGACGAUCAAGAAAAUGGUUAUCUUCCUUCCUUCCCCCCCCCCCCAUCCUCACCCUCAACCCCCCCUACAUUGGGAAAAUGAUCCCAUUGCAGAACAAGAGGGUUGUGUUAAACGAAACACAACAUGAGCUGGACAAAAGGUUAGCCGGUGUACCAUUUACCAUCAUGUAAGCGCACCUGGGCGCACAGGUAACCUAUUCUUCUUACUGAUACGGUCCAUGCUCGAGCUGCAUGGCUUCAAUACUAACUGCAUCAAGCUACAGGUCAUCACGGAUAAUGUGGAAGAAUGCAUUCACCGCUACCAAAUCCACGUGAUGCUGGAGUGACCUUUCCAGCCAAUGAACAAACCGUCACAAUCAUUUCAAUACUUUUAUAAUUACAAACUGUGACUUUGCCCCCAUUCUGCCUAAAAAAAGAGUCCAAAACAUUUAAAACCACCGCUGUAUAUUGCUGUUUGAGCAUUUGCUCCAUUUUAUGUUGUCAUUUUUAACUUCCUGUAUCGCCUUGACAUUAAAUUCACCAACUCCCUUCUCCAUUUGUAUUAAGGUGAACUCAAGUCGUAUCUCUCUAUGGUACAUUGGCAAGCUAACUCUUUAAAAAAAAAAGGUGGUUGUUGUUGUAUAAUGUCCUAUGAAGUAACAUGUAUAGAAAAUCCUUGUAAACUUGUACUGUGGAAGUGUACAUAACAUACAUUUUGUUUUUAACACCGCAUGUAAAGUCAAAAUAAAAGAAUCCAAUAGAAUGUUUAA